CAAUAAAGCAGAGAGCUGAUGUUUAUCCAUUUUUUUCUUCUCUCUCAAAAACAGGGGGAAAAAGGAAACAAGAAGAAGAAGAAUCUGGAGCAGUUGUCGAAUUCGUACAAGUUAAAGUAGCUCAAAUCCAAUUUGUGAUUCUGGGUGUUUCUCAAUUCAUCAUAUGGCUGCCAAUUUCUGGAUUUCUUCUCAGUACAAAGAACUUUUGGACCAAGAAGAGGUUGAUGUGGUGCAUCAGUUGGAUAAAGAGAGAGGCAUCACUCUCGAUGAUUUCAAGCUCAUCAAGUUGCAUAUGUCCAAUUAUGUUGCAAGAUUGGCUCAAAAUGUGAAAGUGAGACAAAGGGUUGUUGCUACCGCAAUUACAUACAUGAGACGCGUAUAUGUCAGGAGAAGUAUGACCGAGUAUGAUCCUCGUCUGGUUGCUCCAACUUGCUUGUAUUUGGCAUCAAAAGCAGAAGAAAGCACUGUGCAGGCCCGACUUCUUGUAUUUUACAUCAAGAAAUUAUAUUCGGAUGAGAAGUAUAAAUAUGAAAUAAAAGACAUACUAGACAUGGAGAUGAAAGUUCUGGAAGCCCUAAACUAUUACUUAGUCGUAUAUCAUCCAUAUCGUUCAUUAGCACAGUUCCUUCAGGAUGCCGGCAUGAAUGAUGCAACUCAAUUGACUUGGGGACUUAUAAAUGACACCUAUAAGAUGGACCUAAUUCUCAUUCAUCCACCACAUUUGAUUACUUUAGCUUGCAUAUAUAUUGCAAGUGUGCUGAAAGAUAAAGAAACUACUGCGUGGUUUGAGGAGCUUCGAGUUGAUAUGAAUGUGGUGAAAAAUAUUGCAAUGGAGAUACUAGAUUAUUAUGACGGCCAUAGAUCAAUCUCAGAUGAGAGGGUAAAUGCUGCCAUGAGCAAGCUAGCUGGAAGAUAGUUGAUACCGGGGUACCUAGCUUCGGGGCAAGAUAUAUUGUCAAGUAAUUUACUAGAUAUCUAUAAAUAUUUGACUGUGAAUCAGUUACUAUUUGUAUAUUAUCUUGAAAGGUCAUGGUAGGAACAUAAACAUCAAAUCCCUGAUACAUUAGCAUUAUGACAUUUCCAGUUCCUUCACAUUUGCAAGUCAACAAAAGAUAAAACGACAUUUCCAGUGAA
Solanum lycopersicum (tomato) is the source of this 1134-nucleotide messenger RNA. Its product is annotated as cyclin-C1-2. The record is from RefSeq and is a predicted model, not a curated record. Lineage: Eukaryota; Viridiplantae; Streptophyta; Magnoliopsida; Solanales; Solanaceae. Gene Ontology annotation, molecular function: cyclin-dependent protein serine/threonine kinase regulator activity. Gene Ontology annotation, cellular component: nucleus; mediator complex. Gene Ontology annotation, biological process: positive regulation of transcription by RNA polymerase II.